AUGUCUAGGUCCAGAGGAACCACUCCCUGUCUAGGUCUAGAGGAACCACUCCCUGUCCAGGUGACCAGACUACAGGUUGGGGGAAGUGCUCUACUUAGUGGUGGGGAGGCAGAGGGGGAUCUUUGUCCAGAAUAUGUCUCGUUGUUGUCAGAGGAUUAUGGCAUUGGAAGUUCUGCAACAUCUGGAGGGCUGUGGGCCUGUUUGUAUCCAGUGGGAGAAAGUUUCUUAAAGGAAUCCCGAUCCCAGAGCUGGAGACCAUUCUCUUCUGGGGUACAGAAAGGAAGUGGGCAAAUCCAGCUGUGGCAGUUUCUUCUGGAGCUACUAUCAGACCAUGCCAAUGCAAACUGCAUUGCCUGGGAGGGAACCAAUGGUGAGUUCAAGCUGACAGAUCCAGAUGAGGUGGCCAGGCGCUGGGGAGAACGCAAGAGCAAACCCAACAUGAACUACGACAAGCUGAGCCGAGCACUUCGCUACUAUUAUGACAAGAACAUAAUGGCCAAAGUGCAUGGCAAGAGAUAUGCCUACAAGUUUGACUUUCAUGGCUUGGCCCAAGUGUGCCAGUCAGCACCAACCACAGAGCAAGGUCUCUAUAAGUUCCAGGGGAACCUACCCCACCUGCCAUUCAGUGGUCUUUCCAAACUCAAUCUCAUGACCUCUGGGGUUACCCCUGCUGGCUUUUCCUAUUGGCCGAGCACAGCCUCUGCUUUGUACCCAAGCCAUGGUCUGCAGACCCCACCAGGAGGGUUCAGCUCAGUGUCAGCCCCACAUCUCAGCUCCAUUAAUAACAUGGGCAACAUGAAUGCCCACUACCACUAACUCAUUGUCUAUCACUUUCCACCUGUAUGUGGAGCUGUUGUACCGAAUCAUGGAAAAUAUUCUCAUUAAUGGGACAUAACAAUCCGAGCUCCAGAGAUGGUGCUGAAAUAUGAGGCACAGGAACAGAGAAUGAACUGAAAGGAACAAUAAUCAAAGGGGACCUGAAAUCAGCCACAAGACACAAAGGGACUAUUUAUUGUAUAUUGGCAUUGGGUAGAAAUGUUUCAGUAGUACAAACUGAGACCUGAAUCCAAUUCCAAUUCCAAUCCAAUUUUCUGACUGUAUUCUAUUUAUUUGUUUGCCCAAAGUAUGAGACCACUCCAACCAUCACUCAUUAUCAAUGCCAGUCUAUAUACUCCUUUAAAAAAAAAAGGUCCCACCCACAUACCUUUCACUCUCUUUGUAUGUGUCAUAUGUUAUGUAUGUUUCAUAACCAACAGAAUUGUUGGAAAUUUAAAAUAGAAAGUCUACUAAACCAUAUCAACUAAUAGGAUGUUAUAUUUUAAAUGGGUAACCAGCAAAUUCUAUCUGCUGAUUGGUUCCUGUUGGUUGCAUUGCCCUCUUAGUCUGUUGAGCACUGCAAGGCAUGGCCGCAUGGGCUGGAUCGUUUCAAUGAAAAUGUAGGUGAAUUCCGUGUUAGCCAAGUACCAACCCAACUACACAGCUCUGAUUUUCUAUAAAUCCUGCAUCUAGGCUGCUUUCUUUCCCAUUGUCAAGAAGGGGGCUUGGUAUAGACUGCACUGAGUGAUCGUUGUAUUUAUCUUACUGGUCUGGAGAAAACAUGCCAAAGCUUCAUCUAGUGGCCAAAUGUACAUUACAUAUAUAUUAAGACAAUAGGAAUUCCCUAAAGCCAGUUUUUAAUAUAUGCCCAAGAUCAGGGCUGCCAUCAGGGGGUUGGGGGAGGGGACUGUUGCCUUAGGUCUGGUGAUAUCUUGAUCCAAAUUGGGGGCCCAGCUUCAUAGUGACAUAUAAAGUUAAGUUAAAACGUAUGCAAUUUACAUUAAAUAUGUAAAAACUGGAGUGAAUUGCCUAGAAACUUAUGUAAUUUACAAGAAGCUUACAUAUUAAGCAAUGGCAAUACUAGGGAUGCACGGA
Molecule: messenger RNA, 1911 nt
Organism: Xenopus laevis (African clawed frog)
Lineage: Eukaryota; Metazoa; Chordata; Amphibia; Anura; Pipidae
Gene: fev.S
Product: protein FEV
Exons: 4
Coding region: 1-816 (271 amino acids)
Source: RefSeq, a predicted model, not a curated record